This is a messenger RNA of Labrus bergylta (ballan wrasse), 4814 nucleotides long. NCBI's taxonomy places the organism in Eukaryota, Metazoa, Chordata, Actinopteri, Labriformes, Labridae. The record is from RefSeq and is a predicted model, not a curated record.
CUCCGUGCAGCGUGCAGCAGGCAGCAGCGGCAGCAAGUGGCGGCGGGCGCGCGCUGCCAUUCCAGCACUCAUUCCCACGGUGCAACGGAACGGAGCGCACUCAGCGACCACCUUUUCAAACUCCGCCCACCCCUCAACCAAAAACUAACAUCCCUCACUCAAACACAGCUCAACGACGGCAGCGGCAGGGAAACACUGUGACGUUUGUGAAGUGCAGCUGUUGACGCCACGUCGACUUAAAUAAACAGAAAACACUGUAACAGGUGUUUCGUUCUUUCUUUCUUUCUUUUUUGUUUCCGCCGUGCACCAUGCUGGAUCCUUCCUCCAGCGAAGACACCGGCGGGGAGUCGGACCCAGAAGUUGUGCAGGAGCCUCCGAGGAAAGCGGCUGGCUCCUCGGCGGGGAAACGGGGCAACAACAACAACAGCAGCAGCGGCGGCGGCAGCGGCAACCGGGCGGGGGGCCAGAAGCGACAGCCGGCCGCACCUGGAGCUGCCCCCGGCAAAGGUGCCAAAGACAACAACGCUACUACAGGUGAAGAGGAGGAGAGGAAAGAGCGCGAGCGGAUCCAAAAGGAGGAAGAAGAGAGGAAAAUUAAACUGCAGAUCUAUGUGUUCGUCCUGCGGUGUAUAGCCUACCCCUUCAACGCCAAGCAGCCCACAGACAUGGCCCGACGGCAGCAGAAGGUGAACAAGCAGCAGCUUCAGGCGGUGAAAGAUCGUUUUCUGGCCUUCCUCAGCGGGGAAACUCAGAUCGUGGCGGAUGAAGCUUUCUGCAACGCUGUGAGGAGCUACUAUGAGGGCUUCCUGAAGAGCGAGCGAGUUUCCCGGAUGGUUCAGAGCGGCGGCUGCUCGGCCAACGACUUUCGCGAGGUCUUCAAGAAGAACAUCGAGCGGCGGGUCCGCAGCCUCCCAGAGAUCGACGGCCUGAGCAAAGAGACGGUUCUCAGCUCCUGGAUCGCCAAGUACGACUCCAUCUACAGGGGGGAUGAGGAUAUGAGGAGGCAGCCUCAGCGGGCUCACCUGAGCGCCGUGUCGGAGCUCAUCCUCAGCAAGGAGCAGCUGUACGAGAUGUUCCAGCAGAUCCUCGGCAUCCGGAAGUUUGAGCACCAGCUGCUGUACAACGCCUGCCAGCUGGAUAACGUGGACGAGCAGGCGGCUCAGAUCAGGAGAGAGCUGGACGGAAGGUUACAGCUGGCCGAGAAGAUUUCCAGAGAGAGGAGAUACCCGAAGUUUGUCUCUGCAGACAUGGAGCCUCUCUACGUGGAGGAGCUGCGGUCGUCCGUCAACCUGCUCAUGGCCAACCUGGAGAGUCUGCCCGUGUCUAAAGGAGGUCCGGACUUCAAACAGAAACUCAAACGCUCCUCCCUGAACAACUCCUUCUUAGACAUGGGAGACGAGGGAGACAUCCUGUCCAAGUCUGACGUCGUGCUGUCCUUCACACUCGAGAUUGUGAUCGUGGAGGUCCAGGGUCUGAAGUCUGUGGCUCCCAACAGGAUCGUUUACUGCACCAUGGAGGUGGAGGGAGGAGAGAAGCUACAGACGGACCAGGCCGAAGCCUCCAGACCACAGUGGGGGACUCAGGGGGACUUCACCACGACUCACCCUCUGCCCUCGGUCAAAGUGAAGCUGUUCACAGAAAGUACGGGAGUCCUGGCUCUAGAGGACAAGGAGCUCGGCCGGGUGAUCCUGAACCCGACCACGAACAGUCCGAAGCAGACCGAGUUUCACUGCAUGGUCGUCCCAAAGAACAGCCAGGACUCUGAGCUGAAGAUCAAACUGGCCGUCCGCAUGGACAAACCGCCCAACAUGAAGCACAGCGGGCACCUGUACGCUCUGGGACAGAGAGUCUGGAAACGCUGGAAAAGACGAUAUUUUGUUCUUGUUCAGGUGAGUCAGUACACAUUUGCCAUGUGCAGCUACAGAGAAAAGAAGGCCGAGCCGGUGGAGCUGAUGCAGCUGGAGGGCUACACAGUGGACUACUGCGACCCUCAGCCAGGUCUGCAGGGCGGUCGGGUGUUUUUCAACGCGGUGAAGGAAGGCGACCUGGUGAUGCUUGCCUGUGACGACGAGCAGGACCGGAUGCUGUGGGUCCAGGCCAUGUACCGAGCCACGGGACAGUCCUACAAACCGGUCCCACCGCUGCAGAACAAAACUACAAACUGUAGAGGAGGACUGCAGAAACCAGCAUCCCCCAUCAGUCUGGACCCGUCUCAGCGUCAGGGCGUGGAGGAGCUAAUCUCUGCGGGUCCAUCUCGCUUCGACCACGGCCUAUUCACCAUUUUACAGAAAAGCACCCUGCAGCACCGCAUGAACGACUCCUUCUCCUGCCUGGGUUGGUUCAGCCCCGGCCAGGUGUUCGUCCUGGACGAGUACUGCGCCCGUUACGGCGUCCGAGGCUGCCACCGUCACCUGAGCUACCUGAAGGACCUGAUGGAUUACUCAGAGAACAACGCGCUGGUAGACCCCACGCUGCUGCACUACAGCUACGCCUUCUGCGCCUCCCACGUCCACGGAAACAGACCCGAUGGGAUGGGGACGGUGACGAUGGAGGAGAAAGAUCACUUCGAGGCCAUCAGGAGCCGCCUCAUGGCUCUGCUGGAGAACCAGAUCACACAUUUCAGGUACUGCUUUCCCUUUGGACGACCAGAUGGGGCCCUGAAGGCGACGCUGUCUCUGCAGGAACGGGUGUUGAUGAAGGACAUCACCACGCCGGUUCCUCCUGAGGAGAUGAAGAAAUUGGUGCAGAGGUGUCUGGAAAAAGCAGCAAAGAUCAACUACAGCCAGCUGAUGGAGUAUGCUCAGAUCAAAGUGGAUGCUCACGCAGCUGCGGAGAAAAGACUGGAGGACAUGUUGAGGUUGGGAGAGCUCUCCAUCGAAGUCCUGCAGCAGAACGAGGAGCAUCACUCCGAGGGAGGAGAGGCUUUCUCGUGGUGGCCAGAUCUGAUGGCUGAACACGCCGAGACCUUCCUGUCUCUUUACAGAGCGGACAUGGACGCCGCUCUGCAGAUCCAGCCUGUGGACUCCUGGGACAGCUUCCCACUCUUCCAGCUCCACAACAACUACCUACGGACAGACUCUCACCUGUGCAAUGGACCCUUCCACAAACACCUACAGGACCUGUACGUGCCCCUAGUGGUCCGCUACAUCGACCUGAUGGAGUCGUCCAUCGCUCAGUCCAUCCACAGAGGCUUCGAGCAGGAGACCUGGCAGUCUGUAAAGUCAAUAACUAACAAUCUCGCCAGCGUUCCUCUUCCUAAAGUCCCCAGCCUCCCUCUCACGCUGCCACCGAUGCCCAGCUUCUCAGCGCCGGCUUGGAUGGGACCACUGUGUGAAAACACCCUGCAAGGGAUAAAUCUACCCGACGUCUUCAAUGGCUCGGCCACCUCAGAGGAUUUGUUCUGGAAGCUGGACGCUCUACAGAUGUUCGUGCUGGACCUCCACUGGCCAGAACCUGAGUUCGCCAAACAUCUGGAGCAGAGACUCAAACUGAUGGCGAGUGACAUGAUGGAGGCCUGCGUCAAGAGAACAAAAACGUCAUUUGAUUCCAAAAUGCAGAAAGCAAAUAAGUCGACAGACUUCCGGGUGCCGCUGUCGGUCUGCACCAUGUUCAAUGUGCUGAUGGAUGCAAAGAAGCAGUGCUCCAAACUCUGCGUGCUGGACACCGGACAGGAGUUUGACAAACAAUGGCAACAGUACCACUCCAAAAUCGAUGUUCUGAUUGACGACGCGUUAAAAGAAAUGAUUUCGUCGCUCGUCACGAGGUUUUCUGCCGUUUUGGACAGUGUCCUCUCCAAGCUCUCCCGAUACGAUGAAGGCACAUUCUUCUCUUCCAUCCUCUCUUUCACGGUGAAAGCAGCUGCCAAAUAUGUGGAGGUCCCUAAACCAGGGAUGGAUCUGGCCGACACCUACAUCACCUUCGUACGACAGAACCAGGACAUCCUCCGAGACCGUGUCCAGGAUGAGCUCUGCAUCGAGAAGGUUUUUGAUCAAUGGUACAUGUGCUCCACGAAGGCAGUGUGCAUUUGGCUGACGGACAGACUGGACCUGCAGCUUCACAUGUACCAACUGAAAACACUCAUCAAGAUUGUAAAGAAGACCUUCCGUGACUUCAGGCUGCAGGGCGUCCUGGACGGCACGCUGAACAACAAGAGCUACGAGACCGUCUACAACCGCCUAACGGUGGAGGAAGCCACGGCGGCGGUCAAAGCGGGCGACGGCCUGCAGGGAAUCAGCAUGAGAGACAGCGAUGAGGACGACGAUUGAACACACACAUCUUACCUUCCUGUACCGGGUUACUACCUGAGUAUCGUCUUAGAGAACGGAUCGGACCUUUAGUACAGUCAGAGACGUUUCCUCCCGCUGAGUUGUUUCUUUCUCAAGAGAAAACAUAAACUACAAACCGUCUACAGACAAUAAAUCAACGUUUACAGAUUGCUGCUGUGCAAAAUAGCCAUUUCUUCAUCAACGUGCAAAGCUAAGCUAAUGGUCGCUAGUGAGGCAUGUUGUGGAUAUAUUUCCUCGACUGAAAUCCUCGUUUCACUCGAUCAAAGUGUUCGCUGAAGUCAGAUGUUUCAGUCUGAGGAUCGAUGACCCGCUGCUCAGUAUACAAACGUGCUGCACAGCGUUUAGCGGGGACAGGAAAUGCAAAUGUUCUACAGGUCUGCAGAUAAUAAUACCUUUAUUUACAUGACACAUUUUAAAGUGCUUUGACAGACAAAUCACAGAAGCAGUUCUAUGUUACAGGUUAGCAAGCAGAUUUGUUUUUAAUAGAUUUGUUUUUAUUUAAUAAACACAUCGAAAAAGACUUCAACA